CUUAAUGGAGGCUAAUAAAUCUUCUGUCAAUACUGCCUGUCGAGACCCUACCGCGUCUCUGUUUUGUUUUUUGAUGACAUUCUACCGGGUAACAUACACGUGCUCAAAAACACAUCUAUCAUAACAAUACUCUCUCGCGUACCUCCAUGAUUCGCUGGCGCAAGUAGGCCUAUCAGGUACCCGUGAAUUUCGUGUCAACCACGACAGCCAAUAAGAGUGUCGAAUUUUUUUGUAAAAGCACCAAAGUUCUUCUGUCUUUGAAAGACAGAUAGAAGACAAAAAAAGAUCUAUAUUUCUUUCUUCUUCGUCUUCUUUGUUUUUCAUCACUUCGAAGAAAAUGGAGAACGAGAGCGACAACGAUUUCGAGGUGGAUUAUUCUAUCGAACAAACAGAGCGAGCGCACGGUGACGUCCUUGUCGAUUCGGCGUCGGGGAAGAGGGAGGAUCUCGCGCAGCCGAUGCGACAAGCACCUCUACCGGUGGCACAGCCAGGGCCACGGCCACGGCCACAGCCACGGCCAAUUACUGAGUACCCUCCAGCGGACGAAGAACGAAAUUAUCAACGCCGCGGAAAUCGUGCCGGAAGAAGGGCACGGCAAAAUUAUGCGGAAGCUUUUCUGUGCCGCAUGCUAAGAAAAUUAGCAAGUCAAGGGCCCUGUCGGGCAAGGGGUCGAGGCGGCAGGCGAGGCGGCGGACGAGUUGGCAGCUAA
Messenger RNA from Cephus cinctus (wheat stem sawfly), 709 nucleotides. RefSeq lists its product as uncharacterized. Lineage: Eukaryota; Metazoa; Arthropoda; Insecta; Hymenoptera; Cephidae. The record is from RefSeq and is a predicted model, not a curated record. The transcript has 3 exons. The coding region runs from base 338 to 709 and encodes 123 amino acids.